GCGGGAUUUAAAGGCCAUCUGUUAAAGAACAAUUGCUUCGGCGCUAUACCAUGCGCUCAAAAGUUCCGACCAAAAACCCCGUAGAGAGAGAAAAAAAAAAAAAAAAAAAGAAGCAAGAAAAUACCAUCACCAUUCGCAGUUGGCGCAGUGCCACCCCUUCACAAAGGAAAAAAGACAGGAACGAAGUCAUGGAUUUGAUUGGUGCAACGACAACCAGCAAACAUGUUUCACAGCCUACGCCAACGUGGUGGUGGGGACGAUUGGAGAGGUUGUUACUCACGGUACGGCUAAAAUAAGGGCUGGCACAGCUGGGCUGCAUCGGCAUCGCCCCACGCGCUUACUGUCUGGGUACCUUACGUACCGUAUAUGUCGAUCGAUCUUGGGGAGCUUGGCAAAACCAAACAACCACAUACAGACAGAGAGAGAGAGAGAGACUUACAGGCUCGCUUUUCACCAUGUUGAGUGUUGAAUCUCUGGGGCUUUCAGCUGCUAAGGUGCUGAUGGAGGCUCAGCCCGAGAGGUGAGAUCCCUCUUUGGCACUUUUUGUCUCUAUAUAUGAAGCCAGAGAGACGUCUUUCCAGGUUGUCAUCAGGAAGCUUUUGUUAUUCAGACAACAUUCAACAUCCCGACUAUUACAAACAAAACAAAACAACACGGCCUACUAUUUAUCUGUCCCAGUAUCCUGAACAUCCCAACUCAACAUGAAGAUCACAGUCUGUCUCCUCAUGGCCCUCGCGGCCCUGGCCAACGCACACACCUUCUUCCAGCAGCUGGAGCUCAAGAAGGAAGGCAAGCAAUGGAACAUGAUGAAAGUCGGCGAGGGCGUGCGCACGCCAAAGGACCUCAACUCCCCCAUCUUGUUCACGCCUCACAAGUCGUGGGAGUUCCUGCCGUGCAAUGGUGGUACCAACGUGCUGACCAAGACGGACGUCGUGGUCAAUGUCAACACCGGAGACGAGAUCCAUGCCAUCUGGCGCAUGCUUCACAACGGCGGAAGCAGCCCGGAUGAGAUUAUCGACAAGAGCCACAAGGGUCCAGUGAUCGCCUAUUUGAAAAAGGUGGAAAACGCCGCGACCGACUCCGGUUCCGGCGACGGCUGGUUCAAGAUUCAGCAGGAUGGUUGGAAAGAUGGUCCCAAGGGAGAGCAGUGGGGUGUGGAUCGCUUGAGGAAGAACAAGGGCAAGCAGCAGAUUAUAAUUCCGGAUUGCAUCGAGCCUGGCAACUACCUACUGAGAGCCGAGAUUAUUGCUCUCCAUGAAGCCUCACAAAAAGGAGGUCCUCAAUUCUACAUGUCAUGCGCUCAGCUCAAGGUCAACACCAGACCAGGAUCGACAGCCACUGUAAAGAAGCCGGCAAAAACCUACGAUAUGACCAAGCUUUAUAACAAGGAUGUGCCGGGUUUGACAACCGACAUCUACAACAAGAUCACCAAAUAUGAGGUGCCAGGUGGGGAGGAGUUCAAGUGUUCAGCGUAGAUUUGUUUCUGUGGUGGAGCAUAUAUCAUCCGAUAUUCCUGGUGUUUGGUUUCCGGCGCAUGGUUGGUUGGUUGCAUUGGGUUGGCGUUGAGUGGUGGGAAUAUUGUGUUUCGUUUCAGCCUGAUUUUGCUUCCAAGUCAUGUUUGAACUGUAUAAAGCAUUUUUAUUUUACAUCUGAUUCUCAC
This is a messenger RNA of Pyricularia grisea, 1660 nucleotides long. RefSeq lists its product as uncharacterized. The transcript has 2 exons. Lineage: Eukaryota; Fungi; Ascomycota; Sordariomycetes; Magnaporthales; Pyriculariaceae. The coding region runs from base 702 to 1475 and encodes 257 amino acids. The record is from RefSeq and is a predicted model, not a curated record.